Messenger RNA from Hyla sarda, 393 nucleotides. It is a transcript of the gene PROSER3, whose product is annotated as proline and serine rich 3. The record is from RefSeq and is a predicted model, not a curated record. Lineage: Eukaryota; Metazoa; Chordata; Amphibia; Anura; Hylidae.
GUGAUCUCUGAGCGGCUCUUCUCUAUUCCAUCUCCAAAGCCUAAAUCUGAAAACCGGAAGCUGAGACCAUCCACUCCCUCCACAGAGGACGAGUCUAAUCCGCAGCCCCUAGAGAUUGCCGCUUAUCUUUUGGAGGAAGCAGAAGACUCUGAUGGCACAGACUUUGCGGAUGACCCUCUGCUUCAGGUGCUGCGUGACCAGCGAGAGUCCCUGCGCUCCAGACUCCGGGAUGUGGAUUCCAGACUGACCGAACUGGAGAAGUGAGAACGGUGACUCCGGCCGCUCUCUGACCCCCAAGUAAUUUAUAUAUUCUAUGUAAGUCAGUGAGAAGCCAUGGGUGAUUUCUUAUUUUCCUAAUAAAAUUGUGGGACAAAUGUUGUUUGGGUUUUGAUU